Molecule: messenger RNA, 402 nt
Organism: Periconia digitata
Lineage: Eukaryota; Fungi; Ascomycota; Dothideomycetes; Pleosporales; Periconiaceae
Source: the annotation of a GenBank genome assembly
AUGCAGUUCACCAGCAUCCUCCUCCUCGCCGCUCCCCUCCUUGCCUUCGCGGCUCCUGCCGACAUGACUGCUGACCCAGUCAACGUCGCCAUCGAAGCCCGCAAAGUCGACGGCUGCGUCGUCAGCUCCGUAUGGGGCGGCGAAUGGACCGAAAACGGUCUCGCCCGUUACCGCACCAAGUUCACCGCCAAGAAGAUUCCUUCUUCUGACGUUUGCAAGGUUCCCUACUUCAGCUGUAUGGCCAUGACCAACCGCGCGUGCUGGACCGAAGGCGACACCACGUUCGUCGACGCCAGCUUCGUCAAGGGCGCUGGCUUUGGAAGCUACACCGAGUGUCUUCGCAAGGCCAAGGCGCAGUGGGCUAGGGAUAACGGAUGCGCUUGUGAGGGCGAGUUCUGCUAG